CUUUAAUCACACCCCGAAAGCCCGUAGCCGCCGUCUUUCUUCAUCUGAAUCUGCAUCGAUCUUUGGUUUCAGCCAUGAUCAUUUCUCCACAUCAGGUUUUUGGUAUCUGUAUUUGAUUGGAUUGGACCCUGUAGAUAAAUGUGCUUGGAGUUAUGAGAUUAUACCUUGCAUGGGGUGAUAUUGAUUGGGUUCAUCCUCGUAAACUGGUGCAAAGACAAGAUGCCAUAUAAUUACUUCUCAAGACUCAGAAGUUCGUUCAGGCAUGGGAUUCAGAGAACCAAUGCUUCUCUAGGAGGUGAUUUUCAGGACUCGCUGGAAGUUCUACUUGGUCAUGGGAAACUUUUGUUUGGUAAACCUAGGUUUUACUCCGGACCAUUUGUAGAAUCUGGUGACCUAAAUGUUCUACUUCAGCGCUGUACUCCUUGUGCUGCUCAAUUGAACUUGCUGCCCGCAAGUAAAAAGAAGAACCUUUCGGUUAUUGGAGCUGUUUCACGGACAUUCUCAACCCCAUCAGUGUCAGGACCAUCACUUCAAGUUUGUGGAUAUCACGUUGAUAAUCUGCUCUCCGGGCCUGGUCAUUUUUCUUUAGGUAUUGGCAAUCAUAAGGUGUCUAUGGCUCUUUCCAGUUAUAGAGCUUUGCUUGGGGGAGGUUCUCUAAACAACUUAACUGCCACGCAUGGGAACCUCAUGUUGUCGAUUGAUAAUUCUAAUCUCUCUUAUGGUAGCAGACGUUUCCAUAGUUGCAGAAAGAUCAGCAUGAAUUCGAGAAAUAAGAAACAAUCGGAGAGUUUCUCUCUCUAUGGAUACUUUAUGUACCAUGUUGCCAAGACAAGUGGUAGCUGCAAUCAGUUUCUAGGUUUUGAAUGGAAGAGCUUCCACAUCUCAUCUCUGGCAUGUUUAACUGCUGGAACAUCCCCUGAUGGGUUCUCAGACAACUGUGUACAUGAUGAUCAGCUUACAAAUUCUGCAGAUUCUUCUGAUAGGAAGACCUUAUCAGACCGAUCGCUCAAGUUGCUUUCAGGAUCAUGCUAUCUGCCUCAUCCUGAGAAGGAGGAAACAGGUGGUGAGGAUGCUCACUUUAUUUGUUCUGAUGAGCAAGCAAUAGGUGUAGCAGAUGGUGUAGGUGGCUGGGCUGAUCUUGGUAUUGACGCUGGAAAAUAUGCACGGGAACUAAUGUCCAAUUCGGUAAGUGCUGUACAAGAUGAACCCCAGGGUUCUGUUGAUCCUGCCAGGGUUUUGGAGAAAGCUUACACAAACACUAAAGCCAAAGGAUCCUCAACUGCUUGCAUUAUUGCACUCACAAAUCAGGGUCUUAAUGCCAUUAACUUAGGUGAUAGUGGUUUCAUGAUAGUUAGAGAUGGAUGUACCGUUUUCCGGUCCCCUGCACAACAGCAUGAUUUUAAUUUCACUUAUCAACUGGAGAACGGCAGUAAUAGUGAUUUGCCCAGCUCUGGUCAGGUAUUCUCAAUUCCUGUUGCUCCGGGAGAUGUAAUAAUAGCAGGCACAGAUGGACUGUUUGAUAAUUUGUACAACAAUGAUAUCACUGCGGUGGUGGUUCAUGCGGUGCGAGCUGGUUUGGAUCCCCAGGUGACGGCUCAAAAGAUAGCAGCGUUGGCACGACAAAGGGCACAGGAAAGGGACAGGCAAACACCUUUCUCUGCUGCAGCCCAAGAAGCUGGGUUUCGUUACUAUGGUGGGAAGCUUGAUGACAUUACCGUUGUUGUCUCCUAUAUCACCUCUUUCAAAGAUGAUGAGUCUUCGUCAUCAAGUUCUCGUUAGGAGAUUCCUUUAAAGCAAUUCAGUGAUUAUGGUAGUGUUCUAUGAGUUGGAAAUUGAAUAGUUGUAUAUAAACAUAACAGCAACAGAUGUGAAGGCUUUUUGUUCAAGUUUGUAAUUUGGUUCCAUGUUUUUAGGAGGGUUGAUAACAGAUGAAAUGAGGCAAUAAUUUGUAUCACAGACCAUGGACCGGCUAGCAAUAUGAUUGGUUAAAUUAAAGAAGGGACAAGUAUUCGGC
Molecule: messenger RNA, 2014 nt
Organism: Cynara cardunculus var. scolymus (artichoke)
Lineage: Eukaryota; Viridiplantae; Streptophyta; Magnoliopsida; Asterales; Asteraceae
Product: probable protein phosphatase 2C 55
Exons: 6
Coding region: 220-1779 (519 amino acids)
Source: RefSeq, a predicted model, not a curated record